AUGGCGCAGUACUUCUUCGAUCUCCUGUACACGUUUACAGACUGUCUCUGCUGCUUCCCGAGCUCACCGCAGUUGAAGAUAAACAACCGGAGCUUCAAGCUGCUUCGUCUGCUCGGAGAGGGCGGCUUCUCCUAUGUCUAUCUGGUUCAAGACAAGAGCACUGAUGAGCUCUUUGCGCUCAAGAAGAUACGAUGUCCGUUCGGUCAAGAAUCCGUCUCGCUCGCCCUCAAGGAAGUCGAAGCAUACAGCCUGUUCACGCCCAACCGCAACAUCAUCCAUUCCAUCGAUUACUCCGUCGUAACUGAGUCCGGGUCGAAGUUCAGGUCAGACGGUGCAGACGCUGGCUCAAAGACCGUCUACAUCCUUCUGCCAUACUACCAGAGAGGAAACCUCCAGGACGCAAUCAAUGCUAAUCUGGUCAAUCAUACCUCUUUCCCGGAGAAGGAGCUGAUGGUGUUGAUGCUGGGUGUCGCAAAGGCACUGAAGUGUAUGCAUCAGUACAAGGUGAAGGAUUCGGCGUCUCGGGGGAAUGGGAACGGGGCUGCAAAAAGCAAAUCGAGAGCGAAGCCGACUAGACGGACGAGUCGUAGGGUUGAUGACGACGACGACACGGAACAGGAGCCCCUGAUGGAAGGUGAGGUUGCAAUCAGCCAGGAGGGUGUGGAAGAGGGGGAAUACAGACCGUAUUCUCAUCGAGAUAUCAAGCCUGGGAACAUUAUGAUCGAUGAUGACGGCAAGACACCGAUUCUUAUGGAUCUAGGGUCCCUCAGCCCGAGUCCCAUCGCAAUCACAUCCCGCUCCCUCGCCAUAGCUGUUCAAGAUACGGCAGCCGAACACAGCACUAUGCCAUAUCGCGCUCCAGAGCUAUUCGACGUGAAGACAGGCUCCAUUAUCGAUGAGAAAGUCGACAUCUGGUCCCUUGGUUGCACAUUAUACGCCUGUCUCGUAGGCAAGAGCCCCUUUGAAGCUCGCAGUGAGGAAACAGGUGGCAGUCUCGCCAUGUGUGUGUUGGGUGGGGACUGGCGCUUCCCUGAUGAAAAGGGCGGGAAUACCGAUGCUGGAAAAGGGAAGGCCAGAACCCCUUCGCAUGGCGAUACGGCGGAUGCAGACUCGUCUGGGAGCGGAGGUAUAAGCCAGCCUGUAAAGGAGCUCGUCAGACGCUGUUUACGGGUUGAACCUGCAGAACGGCCUGAUAUCGACGAACUCAUUACAUUGAUCAAGGAGACGAUACAGCAGCUUCCUGACGAUCAGGGGAUGGCGUCGGGUGUCUAA
Microsporum canis CBS 113480 is the source of this 1272-nucleotide messenger RNA. RefSeq names its product serine/threonine-protein kinase. The coding region runs from base 1 to 1272 and encodes 423 amino acids. Gene Ontology annotation, molecular function: ATP binding; protein serine/threonine kinase activity. NCBI's taxonomy places the organism in Eukaryota, Fungi, Ascomycota, Eurotiomycetes, Onygenales, Arthrodermataceae. Gene Ontology annotation, biological process: regulation of vacuole fusion, non-autophagic; vacuolar protein processing; protein phosphorylation. The record is from RefSeq and is a predicted model, not a curated record. The transcript has 3 exons. Gene Ontology annotation, cellular component: cytoplasm; Golgi apparatus.